AUGAAUUGUUUAUUAAAAGACAAUGUUCAAUUACUCGAUUUACCUGAUGAAUUAAUUUUAAAUAUUAUGAAUAAAGUUAAACCUCAUGUGUUAUUGCUUAGUUCUAUUAUUACAAUUGGUAAUAAUCGUUUGGAACAACUUGCACUUGAUAGAUGUCAUUCAAUUGACUUAACUUUUGAUUAUGUUCAAUCACCAUAUGAAACACUUAUUCAACGAUUUUAUUCAGAUAUUAUGCCUCAUAUUAUCAAUAAUGUUCAAUCAUUGACACUCACCAUUCGACAUAUUCCUCAUAUAAUAACUUUUGCUGAAAAAAACUCUAAUGGAACUCUUCCAAAUUUGACACAUUUGAAAAUAAUGAUUGGUAAACAACAUGAUCAAACAGGCACUCCUUAUACAUUACAUAGAUCAAGAAUGAAACAUUAUCGUAUUUUUCGCCGGAGUAAACCUCUCCUCCCAAUUAUACCUCAAUUUGUUCGACUGGAGGGAUACAUUGGUAGCCGAAUUUUAUAUGCCGUUCGUUGUUCACCACUUAUGCGUUCUAUUGUAUCAUUCGAACUUGAUGAUGAAUGUAUUUUACCAAUUGUAUCUAAUCCUGGUAGAUUGUUUUUCCCUCAAUCAAUGCAACUAACUCAUAUCCGAAUAACAUUAGAUGAAUUCGACGAAUGUGUCAGUUUACUAAGUCAAUUGGGCUCACAACUCUGUUCAUUGACUAUAAGCAUUGUAUAUGUUUAUGUAGAGAAUGCUGAUAUUAUAUCUCAAAUAGAAUCCAUUUCAUGUCCUCAUUUAAAACAGUUAACAAUGAAAAUUUAUCAGAAUAUAAUUCAUUAUGAAGAAUGUAUUAUUUCUGUUCUACAACGUUUCUCAAAUAUUGAAUAUUUAACAUUAUUAUUAGCUAUUGAUGGAACAACAAGUAGACUCAAUAAUUUUGUUAAUGGAUUUGAUUUGGAGAAAGACAUUGUUUCAUAUAUGCCUAAUUUACGUCAAUUUAAUUUUCACAUUCGUACAAUAUUUGAAAACGCUACUCAUAUUGAAAUUGAUACAAUUCGUCAAAGUUUUCUCAAAUAUCAAAAAGGAUCAGUUGAUUGUGCAGUCGACUAUUUCAAUAAUAAUUAUAGUCAGUGUCAAAUCUAUUCGCUUCCAUUUAAUGGCAAUCGUCUUGACUUCAUUUCAAAUCGAUUUCCACUAUUCAAUAUGAAUAAGACGUUUUCAAUGGUUACUAUGUUAUUACUUUUUGAUGAUGUCAAACCAUUCGAAAAUCUUUUCUUUGCACGUAUUGCUCGAGAUCUACCUUAUCUUAGAACACUCGAAUUAUUCAAUGAACUUGAACAACAAGAGAAAACAAGAGUGACAACAAAUAAUAUUGAGUUUACUCAUUUAUCUACACUGAUUCUAUUCGAUAUACAUAUGGAUUAUGCUGAACAAUUUCUUUAUCGAAGUCAUCUUCCUUGUCUAAUCGAACUGGCUAUUGAUAAGGAUAUAUUGUUGACAAUAAUCGCUCAAGACCAACAACCAGCAAGAGACAAUUGUUCGAAAGUAGAAAAUUUAUUAACUUCGGAGACAUACUGUGAUUCAGUAGAUGCUGUUCGAAACUUUUUUCCUCUAGUUUCUCAUUGA
This is a messenger RNA of Rotaria sordida, 1614 nucleotides long. The record is from the annotation of a GenBank genome assembly. NCBI's taxonomy places the organism in Eukaryota, Metazoa, Rotifera, Eurotatoria, Philodinida, Philodinidae.